Lucilia sericata (common green bottle fly) is the source of this 4199-nucleotide messenger RNA. RefSeq names its product guanylate cyclase soluble subunit beta-1 (gene Gycbeta100B). The transcript has 17 exons. Gene Ontology annotation, cellular component: guanylate cyclase complex, soluble. Gene Ontology annotation, biological process: response to oxygen levels; cGMP biosynthetic process. Gene Ontology annotation, molecular function: heme binding; guanylate cyclase activity. Bases 153 to 2654 code for a protein of 833 amino acids. Lineage: Eukaryota; Metazoa; Arthropoda; Insecta; Diptera; Calliphoridae. The record is from RefSeq and is a predicted model, not a curated record.
UGAUUUAUAUAUUAAAUUAAAAUAAAACGUGUUUAUUUGAAAAUUUAUUAUAAAAAAUUUAAUAACAAAAUUAAAAGCUCAUUUUAAUCAUUCAAUCAAUAUAAAAUAAUUAUUUAAACAAUUAACAACUGCAACAACGCACAUUAUACAAAAUGUAUGGAUUUGUUAACUACGCUCUGGAGCUGUUGGUGCUCAAGCAUUUUGGCGAAGAAAUUUGGGAGAAAAUAAAAAAAAAAGCCAUGGUCACAAUGGAAGGACAAUUUUUAGUGCGACAAAUAUAUGACGAUGAAAUCACAUACAAUUUAAUUGGUGCUGCAGUGGAAAUAUUAAAUAUACCAGCUGAUGAUAUUUUGGAAUUAUUUGGUAAAACUUUUUUUGAAUUCUGUCAAGAUUCAGGCUACGAUAAAAUCCUACAAGUAUUGGGAGCCACACCAAGAGAUUUCUUACAGAAUUUGGAUGCCCUACAUGACCAUUUGGGCACAUUGUAUCCUGGCAUGAGAGCACCUUCAUUUCGCUGCACAGAAAAGGAUGGCUCGCUGCUGUUGCACUACUAUUCAGAACGUCCAGGCUUAGAACACAUUGUAAUUGGUAUUGUUAAGGCGGUUGCCUCCAAAUUACAUGGCGUCGAUGUGGAAAUAGAAAUUGUGAAACGUAAAGGAGAUCCUAUGGAAGAGGAUGAAAAAGACGAGGUAUUUUUACAUCAAAUAAAUCAAAUACAGCAACAACAACAAACGAAUGCUUCCGUAACAUGUUCCAAUGAAGAAAAUAAUAAUCUGAACAACAACAUUAAUCUUAACAAUAACAACGAUGAAUCUGCGGAUAAUUAUACAAAUAACAGAAGACAAGAACCAUGUCCAUUUACACGCAAAAAAUCUCAUUCCGCCUCUUCAACAACUGCCACAACUGCGGAUAGUUUCGACACCGAAGAUAAAGAACAGAAAUGUUUACGUUUACUGAAAAAUAAAAGUGACGAUAUUGAACGUUAUGAUCAUGUCCAAUUUCUGAUACGUGAAAUAUCAUCGACUAACAAAGCAGACAAUGAAGCAAAAGAUGAAGCCGGCAAGGAGCCACCAGAUGAAAUAGAAAAUUUAUGUGGAGCCCCUUUGAUAUCACCGGCAACAUUUUGUAAAAUUUUCCCAUUUCAUCUUAUGUUCGAUCGUCAAAUGAAAAUUGUACAAGCUGGCAAAUCAGUAUCAAGAGUUAUACCACGAGUGGCCGAUGAAAAUUGCUCUUUAUUAGAAGUACUUGAAGCCAUACGUCCUCAUUUACAAUUGACAUUCGAAAAUGUUUUAGCCCAUAUCAAUACAAUCUACGUACUGCAGACACGUCAAGGUGCCAUGGGCAAACAUGAACGUUAUCUUAGACUAAAGGGUCAAAUGAUGUACAUACCAGAAUCGGAUCGUAUACUGUUUCAAUGUUAUCCAAGCGUUAUGAAUUUAGAUGAUUUGGCCAAGAAAGGCUUACACAUUUCCGACGUACCGCUACAUGAUGCUACCAGAGAUUUAGUACUGCUUUCUGAGAAAUUUGAAGCUGAAUAUAAAUUAACUAAAAAUCUUGAAAUGUUAACUGAUAAACUGCAACAAACAUUUAGAGAUUUAGAAAGUGAAAAACAGAAAACUGAUAGACUUUUAUAUUCAGUACUACCAAAAUCCGUUGCCAAUGAGUUGAGACAUCAAAGACCAGUUGCACCCAAAAGGUAUGAUUCCGUAACACUAAUGUUUUCUGGCAUCGUUGGUUUUGGUCAAUAUUGUGCUGAGAACACCGAUCCAGAGGGUGCCAUGAAAAUUGUUAAAAUGCUGAAUGAACUCUAUACAGUAUUUGAUGCUCUAACAGAUUCAAAACGCAAUCCAAAUAUUUACAAGGUGGAAACUGUUGGUGAUAAAUACAUGGCUGUUUCCGGUUUACCCGAUCACUGUGAAAAUCAUGCUAAAUGCAUUGCGCGCCUAGCACUCGAUAUGAUGGACAUGGCCAAAAAUGUUAAAAUGGGUCCAAAUCCUAUGCAAAUAACAAUUGGUAUACAUUCCGGUGAAGUUGUGACCGGUGUUAUAGGCAAUCGUGUACCCCGUUACUGUCUUUUCGGUAAUACAGUAAAUUUAACAAGUCGUACUGAAACUACAGGUGUACCAGGACGUAUAAAUGUCAGUGAAGAAACCUACAAAUUACUUUGCCAGGAGAUCAACCAGGAUGAUUCAUUUCAUCUCGAAUACCGUGGACCAGUCGUUAUGAAAGGCAAACCAACACCCAUGGAUUGUUGGUUUCUCACACGUAAUACAAAUGCUACGGGCAGUACUGGCGGUAGUACUAGUGGCACUAUUGACUCACCCUUGCCACCACAAACACCAACUAUUGCAGCAGCACCAUCAACAACACUAUCCCAACUACAAACCUCAACAUCACUACAGCCAUCAGCAUCGUCAUCAUCAUCAGCAGCAGCAGUAUCAUGUGUACAAUCUCAAAUACAAACACAACAGCCAACAACUCAUCCAACACCAACUGUGCGCACACAUGGUGUAGCGACGACAUCAUCUGCAUCACCAUCACGAAAAACAUCUAAUGCUAGCAUAGCAUCAGAAUCUUCCUCAACAAAUUCACAAUCCACUGCAGCCACUGUUGCUGAACAUGCAAAUGCUCAAGCAACAACAACGGAAACAUAGAAAAUGUGUAAAGAAUCGUCCUGUUGCUGCUGAAAUAUACUCUAAGGAUGCGUUCGUACAUUUUAUACCAUUACUAGAUGGUUGCAACGGACGUAUUAAAAUUGAAAAUAAUGGAUAUUUUCUUUAUAAAAAAACACAAUUUAGAACUUAAGUUCAAAAUUAUAAAAAAAUAUAUACAUAUAUUAAAUUUCAACAAAAAAAACUCAACUGCCUUUAAUCCCUUCGUUUUAAUACUUCCUGACACUCACAGACACAUCCACUUACAGAGAUACGCUUAAAUGUAUUAAAAAAUACUUAUGUAUGUACAAGGAUAUCCCACAUACAAGCAAUUGCUUGCAUAAGAGAUAAACAGAGUAUAAUAUAAAUAUAAAGAAGGUUCUUUUUAGUGAAAAAUGGGUAUAUAGGCGACUAUAAUAACCAAAAAAAUAAUGUUAUUGUUAUUAUUGAGAUUGUUAACAAUAUUUUGCAAUUUGCAUAAAACUUAAGUCUAUUCCAAAGAUAUUUGUAUAUGGAAAUCUUUUUAUUUAUGACUAAAAGUUGUUUACUAUUAUUUUAUUUAUUUCUUACAUUUUUUUUGUUAUUUAAAUUUUAUUACUAAUGGUUUCUCUAAUAGUCAUUUUAUAUAAAUUAAAAUUUUACUAAAAAAACACAAGCACAAUAUUAAAUUAGUUUAGAUUGAAAAAAGAAACAAAAUUUCCUAAACUUUUUACUGAUCAUUUGUAAAUAUUUAAACAAAAGACAACACAGAAUAAUUCCCUUUUAAAUAAUAUAAACAGUAAUAAUGAAAACAAAAACUUAAAACAUUUUGCAGUAGUAUUUCCAACAACAAAAUGAAAACAAAUUAUGUAAAGCAAAUAUUCUAACAAAAAGAAACUAUUAAAUAUUUUUAAAACCAAAGAAAAUAUAUGAUUUUUAACCAACACAACAAAUUUUUCUAAUCCCAAAAACAAAAGGUUUGUAGCAUAGUAAAUGUGAACCAAGAACAAAAACUAAAGGCACCAAGAUAAUUAUAUACAAAAAUAUAUAUGAAAAAAUAAAUCAAUGAAAAUAUUUAAACAUUUACUUAUAAAGAAAAAUGAUAAAUAAAAAUAAUUAAUUAAAUAAAAGGUAAAAGCACAUGAAAAAGAAGAAAUUGUCACGGUGGGAUAAAAUUUUUGAAAUUUGAAAUAUAAAUUUUAUUUGCAUAUUUUUAGGCCCUUAAGAACUCUCUGGGUUUUCCUUUUUUAUAAAAAAUAUAUUUUUUCUAACAAUUAGAAAAUCUCUUUGUUUAUUUCCAUCCCACUGUUCCAAUCACUUAACCAUAAAAUCCAUAAAAAUCCCAAAUAAAUAUUUAAUACCACAAUUAAAUCUAUUUAGUAUUGUACCAAAUCAUGUAUGUAACACAAUAUAGACCAAUUGAACAAUCUCUUAACUAAAUACGAGUAUAAAAUUUAAUAUUUAUUAACUACCUAACAACUACAACAAGAACAAAAAGUAAUUUAAAAAUCUUAUAUAAAUAAAUCUUUGCUGAAUUUCUAAACAAACAAACAAAAACUAAAGUAUCAG